This is a messenger RNA of Tachyglossus aculeatus (Australian echidna), 2265 nucleotides long. RefSeq names its product basic proline-rich protein-like. NCBI's taxonomy places the organism in Eukaryota, Metazoa, Chordata, Mammalia, Monotremata, Tachyglossidae. The record is from RefSeq and is a predicted model, not a curated record. The transcript has 4 exons. Bases 1 to 2265 code for a protein of 754 amino acids.
AUGGUCGCACUGAGGGGGCGGGACCCCGCGGCGCGCGCCCCCAACCGAGCCCUCCUAUUGGCCCACGGGCAGGGGGCGGGAGGAGCGGGCCACGCCCACCGGCCCGGCGCGUGCGGACGGGGGGGAGGGGCCUCGUCGUCGCUGCCUCAGGGACGCGCCCCCCCCACAGCUGUCGCUCUGAGGGGGCGGGGCCCCGCGGCGCGCGCCCCCAACCGAGCCCUCCUAUUGGCCCACGGGAAGGGGGCGGGAGGAGGGGGACACGCCCACCGGCCCGGCGCGUGCGGACGGGGGGAGGGGCCUCGUCGUCGCUGCCUCAGGGACGCGCCCCCCCCCACAUUGGUCGCUCUGAGGGGGCGGGGCCCCGCGGCGCGCGCCCCCAACCGAGCCCUCCUAUUGGCCCACGGGCAGGGGGCGGGAGGAGCGGGCCACGCCCACCGGCCCGGCCCGUGCGGACGGGGGGGAGGGGCCUCGUCGUCGCUGCCUCAGGGACGCGCCCCCCCCCCAACGGUCUCUCUGAGGGGGCGGGGCCCCGCGGCGCGCGCCCCCACCGAGCCCUCCUAUUGGUCGACGGGCAGGGGGCGGGAGGAGGGGGCCACGCCCACCGGCCCGGCGCAUGCGGCCGGGGGAGGGGCGUCCAUCGCCGCCACCGCGGGGAGGCGCCCCUCCCCCAUCGCUCUCAGAGGGGCGGGGCGGCGCGCGCCCCCAGAGGACUCGGUGAGGGCGCGCGCCGGGGAAGGGGGGGAGAAGCGCGUCCCCGCGGCGGCCGGCCUGGUGGGCGUGGCCACCCCCUCGCCCGGCCCUCAGUCACACGCUCCAGGCCGGCGCGCAGCGACGGGGGGGGGAGCGCGUUCCCGCGGAGAAGACACCAGAAGCCCCUCCCCCGGUCGCGCGCGCCGGGCCGGUGGGCGUGACCACGUCUUCCCGCCCCCUACCGGUGGACCAAUAAGGGGACUCCCUGGAGGCGCGCGCUGCCCCGACCCCGCCCCGUCAGAGCGAGGGGAGGGGGGGAGCGCGUUCCCGCGGCAGACGCCGAAGGCCCCUCUCCCGGUCGCACGCGCCGGACCGGUGGGCGUGGCAACGCCCGCCCUCCCUCUAAGCGUGGACCUAUAUAAGGGGACUCGCCGGGGGCGCGCGCCGCCCCGGCCCCGCCCCCUCAGAGCGACGGGGGGAGCGCGUUUCCGCGGGGAAGACACCAGAGGCCCCCUCCACCGAUCGCACGGGCCGCCCCGAGCGACCGUGGGGGAGCGCGUUCCCGCGGCGAAGAGGGCGGUGGGCGUGGCCACGCGCUCCCGCCCCCUACCCGCGGACCUAUCAGGGGGCUCGCACCAACCCGGCCCCGCCCCCUCAGAGAUGGGGGGCGCGUUCCAGCGGCGAAGAGGCCGGUGGGCGUGGCCACGCGCUCCCGCCCCCUACUCGCGGACCUAUCAGGGGACUCGCUGGGGGCGCGCCCCGCCCCCUCAGAGGAACCGGGGGGGCGCGUUCCCGCGGCGAAGAGGGCGGUGGGCGUGGGCACGCGCUCCCGCCCCCAACCCGCGGACCUAUCAGGGGGCUCGCUGGGGGCGCGCCCCGCCCCCUCAGAGCGACCGUGAGGGGGAGCGCGUUCCCGCGGCGAAGAGGGCGGCGGGCGUGGCCACGCGCUCCCGCCCCCUACCCGCGGACCUAUCAGGGGACUCGCUGGGGGCGCGCCCCGCCCCCUCAGAGCGACCGUGGGGGGGGAGCGCGUUCCCGCGGCGAAGAGGGCGGUGGGCGUGGCCACGCGCUCCCGCCCCGUACCCGCGGACCUAUCAGGGGACUCGCUGGGGGCGCGCCCCGCCCCCUCAGAGGAACCGGGGGGUGAGCGCGUUCCCGCGGCGAAGAGGGCGGCGGGCGUGGCCACGCGCUCCCGCCCCCUACCCGCGGACCUAUCAGGGGACUCGCUGGGGGCGCGCCCCGCCCCCUCAGAGCGACCGGGGGGGGGGAGCGCGUUCCCGCGGCGAAGAGGGCGGCGGGCGUGGCCACGCGCUCCCGCCCCCUACCGGCGGACCUAUCAGGGGACUCGCACCGCCCCGGCCCCGCCCCCUCGGAGAUCGGGGGGGCGCGUUCCCGCGGCGAAGAGGGCGGCGGGCGUGGCCACGCGCUCCCGCCCCCCGCCCGCGGACCUAUCAGGGGUCUCGCUGGGGGCGCGCGCCCCCCGCCCUCCCGCCUCGGUGGGCGUGUCCCCGCCCGCCCGCGGGGGCGCGCCCCGCUCCUUCCCGCCCCGCCCCGCCCCGUCCCGUCCCGCUAUAA